Molecule: messenger RNA, 1663 nt
Organism: Puntigrus tetrazona (Sumatra barb)
Lineage: Eukaryota; Metazoa; Chordata; Actinopteri; Cypriniformes; Cyprinidae
Gene: golt1ba
Product: golgi transport 1Ba
Exons: 6
Coding region: 585-1007 (140 amino acids)
Biological process (GO): endoplasmic reticulum to Golgi vesicle-mediated transport; retrograde transport, endosome to Golgi
Cellular component (GO): membrane; endoplasmic reticulum
Source: RefSeq, a predicted model, not a curated record
GCAUUCAAAUUAAAUGUUACUAUUUUUAUGCUAAAAAAAAAAAACUUCGUGAAAUUAUCAUUCAUACAUGAAAGUAUACAUCGGGAAAAAAUGUCGUACAGACUCGUUAAAAUGUUGAAACAAUGUAGAAACUUCCACCUAAUAGACCGGCGUGUGUGAUGUUAAAAGAGCUCAGUUGUAAACACUGACCGGAAGAUGGCGCGGUGGACACGGAAGUAAACAACUUUAUCAGCGCUCCGAAUAUAACGUUAACGGUUGCGUCUAUAAUUAUCACGUUCAUUGUGAUAAAAAUGUUGCUUGUAAACUCCUACAUAUUAAAAACAUUUUUUACUAAAUAUACAGUUCAAUAUUUACCUCUUUUAUCACUUCAUCAAUAGGCACACAAACGCAUUAAAUAUCUUAAACCUGCUUUAGAUCCCCUUUAGAUUUUUUUUUACAUGCUAGCUCUUCAAAAUAGCAAUCCUUUAAAGAAGUAAAUUACUGGGAGACGCGUUAGGUUCGUAAAGUUUUUCCGGAAGUUGAAAGUGAGUGUUUCCGGUACGCGUGGCCGCUCCUGUGACAGCUGCUGAGCGAGACGAGCCGAGAUGAUUUCCCUCACCGACUCCCAGAAAAUUGGAAUGGGGUUAACAGGAUUUGGUGUAUUUUUUCUGUUUUUUGGGAUGAUCCUGUUUUUCGAUAAAGCUCUCCUUGCCAUAGGAAAUAUCCUUUUUGUAGUCGGCCUGGCGUUCGUGAUCGGUCUGGAGAGGACGUUCAGGUUCUUCUUCCAGAAGCACAAAAUGAAAGCCACCAGCUUCUUCCUAGGAGGCGUCUUCGUAGUGCUGAUCGGAUGGCCCAUCGUCGGAGUCAUUCUAGAGUUUUAUGGCUUCUUUCUAUUAUUCAGGGGGUUCUUUCCAGUGGUCGUAGGCUUCAUCAGGAGAAUUCCUGUGCUAGGAUACUUACUGAAUCUUCCCUUUAUCAGCGGGGCUGAGCGGACAGUCAGCCAUCUUGUAUGUGGACAAAAUGAGUGAAAGCAACAACAUGGUUUAACAGACUCUCUUUUUUUUUUUUUUUUUUUUUUUACCGCUUAUUUAUGACGGAUUUUCUAAAGCUUUACCCUAAAACAGCCACGAGGAGUGUAGAAGUCGUAUUACCGAAGCUUUAUGUUCAGGCGCGUUUCCACUGAUCUUUACGUCGGUGAGAAGCAGACCGUGCGCGUGGAAAACAAGCCACUCCUCCGUCGGCCGGCCAAAGCUAAACCCAGCAUCGCUGCGUCCCUCGACAACUGUGCCCUACUUUAGAAACACACGACUGGAGGCUACACCCUGGGAGGAGCGUCUGUUUGAAUGUGUACAAGCGACUUCUGGAAGUCUGUAUUCUGUUACAAUAAUGGCCUUGUUACAAUGUAAUUGUAUUUUGAAAAGGGAGGCGAGCUGGAUGACUCUAAUUUCUAUUCCCCCCCUUCUAUCACACCUGCUGAGACCGUGUGGUAUUUACACUUUAUUUUAGAAUUAAACGGUUACUAAUCAGACUGGCAUAUUAUGUUUAUUGUUAGAUGUUAUUAUUAUUAUUGUUGUUAUCGUUAUUAUUAUUAACUUUGAUUUUUUUCCUCUGUCUUCAAAAAUGGUGGGAUUUCAGAAUGGGUCAGCUGCCACAAACUUUUGUAAAUAGAAAUUGAAAAACUGUA